AUGCCACGACAAUCAGCUGCUGAGCAAGCCAAUGCAAGAAGGGAGCGCGCCGAAGCCCGCGYGCGUAGACUUGAUGGACGGUCAGAGGCGAGUCCACGUGCUCUCAACGUCGACGUGGCUGCGAUCAAGCGGCGUGAUGAACUGGCUGCAGAGCUUCUGUCAUACUACGAAUUCCUCACAGCACUGUAUCUACCCGCUGACUGCAUCAAACGCCCGCCAAAGGGAGGCUGGCCAUCCAUUACGGCUGAGCGACUGGCGUUCCUCGGCAAGACGGACGCUGUGGUGGACCUUUUGAAGCAUAUUCCGUACAUUAGCCAGGAUGUGGAGGAUCGRCUUCRGAUCUUCGAGAAAUGCAUCUGCACUGAUUACACCGGGAUACCAUUCGAGACGCAGGCAGCAAAACACCAUGACCAGGAGGACGUCGACCCUCUUUCGGAGCUUUUGGAAGAUGAUGUGUGGGACAGGCUCAAUGCGAUGCAACACAUCGCAACCCUUGCUCGGUCUGCCUCGAGGAAUGGCCAUUAUAUCAUGGUUGACACACGAGAUGGUCAGCUGGCAACCAUUGACUUCAUGGACGGCCGUUGCCACACCCAUGACACCCCCAAAAAGCUGUGCGACAAUUUCAAGGACUAUUUUCGCAGGCUUGAUAUCUUCCCGAAGGAGCCACGCGACGUUCGAAUGGUGGGCAAGCAGUCUUACAGCGAUGCCCAAAUCGAUGAAGUGAAGGCCAUAUUCAUGAAACACGGAUGGCCAGCCAAAGAAUUCCAGCGGGAGGAAUGCAUGGCCGAAGUGGCAAGUCUGUGGAAAUCGUUUACAAAGUGA
This is a messenger RNA of Ramularia collo-cygni, 822 nucleotides long. RefSeq lists its product as uncharacterized. The record is from RefSeq and is a predicted model, not a curated record. Bases 1 to 822 code for a protein of 273 amino acids. Lineage: Eukaryota; Fungi; Ascomycota; Dothideomycetes; Mycosphaerellales; Mycosphaerellaceae. The transcript has a single exon.